Messenger RNA from Lactuca virosa, 1100 nucleotides. The record is from the annotation of a GenBank genome assembly. Lineage: Eukaryota; Viridiplantae; Streptophyta; Magnoliopsida; Asterales; Asteraceae.
CUCUCUUUGUUUUACUAGGUCUCUGACUAUUUUGUUGAUCAUAUCAAGACUUUUCUGUUUUACACAAGUAAAUACAAAAAAUAACAACCAUGAAUUCUUUCGGUGGAAGAUUAAACACAAGAUUUUAUUUUGACAAUUCUUCAAGAAGUCUUGAUUCAAAUGACAACAAGAACGAAGAACGGAAGUGGGAUUUGUUUGAGUUCAAAAACGGAGUUGAAAGUCCAAAGCAGUCUUUUAUUACACCGUUUUAUACUUCUUCUUUCACCUCUACAAACCCAAAUCAGUUCUUGGAUCCUCCUUUCUUCUCCUUCAAUUCCAAUAUUAUUUCAUCUUCAGGGAGUUAUUCUGAUUUUCAUUUCAAGGAGGAAAAAGCAAAUGAUACUAAUUUAAAUUUUCAAUCUCAAAUAUGGCCUACCUCAUCUUCCAUUUCCGGAAACAAGAAGCAGGAAGAAUCUACGAAGAGUCAAGCUCUGGAUUGGAAUGUUGAAAGUCAACAGAAACCAAUUGACUUCUCGAUAGAAAUCAGCAAAACUGAACCGAAAUCCAUACAGUCACCUCAAAGCCAUAGUAAUUUUAACUCAAUUCAAGCUACUAAUGAGCAAAGCCGAUAUCAAGAUGGUUACAAUUGGAGAAAAUAUGGUCAAAAACUAAUCAAAAGAAGCAAUAAUCCUCAAAGUUAUUAUAAGUGUACUUAUCCUAAUUGUCCAACGAAGAAGAAAGUAGAGAAGGACUUGAAUGGGAUUAUCACCAAGAUCAUUUACAAAGAAAAACAUAAUCAUACAAUGCCUACAAACUUUCAGAAAUCUUCCUCAAACUCGUUUAACAACACGAUAUUUGAGCAUUCAAACCGUUUCCAGCCCUAUUCUGAAUGUUCCUUCAUAGAACACGAGCAAGAGCAAGGAUCUUUGAUUUGCGAAUCGAGAAUUGAUCACGAAAAUGAGCCCGAGGCUAAGAGAUGGAAAUUAGAUGAGGUUGAGAGUGAAGCGAUCUCUUCUGGUUUGAGUAAAACCCUUGAAGAACCAAGACUAGUUGUUGAAACCAAAGUGACAUUGAUAUACUUGAUGAUGGAUACAAAUGGAGAAAAUACGGGCAAAAAGUAG